CGUAUACCCAAGCAGCAGGGAAAGAAGAGCGAGACUGAAGGAUGGAUUUUUCAUGCUAAUGCUUGGAUUUAUUUCUCCUUUUAAUAUAUCUUCUUAGGUCUGAAGUGCAUCAAGAGUGUUGUAGUUUAAGGACGUGAUGAUUGACGACUUCGAAACCCAUGUGGUCCGAACUAGUGGAGAUCUUUGGUCUGAGGUCUGCUCCAGUCUGCCAGAUCCACUGGGACAUGAUGAUGGACAAUUUACAGACUCAUUUCAGCCUUCCUCUCAUGGAAUCCCUCAGUCAAACUCUCCCAGAGCUUCUUUCAGCCCAUGGGAACCAAUGGCUGAUUCUGAAGUUUACAUUGCUAGUUUAGAAAGUCGGUUGAAGAGAAUCAAGGGACAACCAAAUGAAGUAACAUCCAGGCAGAUGCUCCGUUCCUUGUCCCAGGCAAAAAAGGAAUGCUGGGAUAGGUUUCUACAUGAUGCUCAAACCUCAGAAUUGUUCCAGGAAGGAGACUUUGAUCAGAGUGCUUUGGAACAGUUCAAGAGGUGGCUGUCCCCUGAAAGUGUGGCCAUCAAUGCAGAAGAGCUGGAGUGCUUGCUUUUACCCACACAGAACAACGAGAUUCCUCCCAGCUCGGCACAAACCGAUAAGCCAUGUGAAGAGGAAGAGUGCCCAAGUCCUGAGAAAUAAGCAUAUCACAGCAAUAACCAGUAUUGCUCUAGUGAUCAGCAGCAGUGUUAGGGAGAUUAACAUUAGAUAAGUGUUUAUGGGGUUUUGUUGUGGAAAGCAACUAUAUUGUGACCCAUUUGAGUGGAUAAUUUGUUUCUCAAAGAUAAAGGGUUAGUUCACCCAAAAAUGAAAUUUCUGUCAUCAUUUACUCACAUGUUGUUUCAAAACAUCAUAACUUUUUUUGGGUGAGUCACUAGUCAUUUAAUUUAAUCUUUUAUAUGAGAUGAAAUUGAAAAGUGACUAAAGCCAGUCAAUUUGCCUGAAAUCAUCUUUUGUGUUCAAUAGAAAAAAUAUGGGUUUGGAACAACAUGAGAUGUGUGAGUAAAUCAUAAUUUCAUGACUGUAUUUUUAUUUUUUUGGUAAACUAACUAUCCUUGUUAGGCUAGUCCACCCAAACAUUAAAAUGUUCUCAUAAUUUUCUCACCAUCAUGCCAUCCCAGAUGUGUAUGACUUACUGUCUUCUGAUGACCACAAAUUAAGAUUUUUAGAAGAAUAUCUCAGCUCUGUACGAUCAUACAAUGCAAGUGAGUAGUGAUCAAAAUUUUGAAGCUCCAAAAUGCACAUAAAGGUAGCAUAAAAUUAAUCCAUAAGACUCCAAAAUGGUUAAAUCUAUGUCUUCAGCAGCAAUAUGAUAAUUGUGGGUUAAUGCUAAUUUAUACUUCUGUGUCAAACCUACGGCGUUGGCUCCGCUUAAUGGCCAAUGCGUUGGUUUGCUUUUAUUGUUCUGCGUUGAUAUGUUCUGUGAGUACACAAACAAAUACUAACUAUAUGUUUCCUAGAUAAACAAAAGCAAUGCAAGCAAUAUAAUUUCAGGAUUCAGAAGUAUUAAAUUUAUUGUAGCAUAUGUCAUAUGAACAUGUCGAAAUAUAUGGGUACAGAUGUGGCCAAAAAUAUUGGCACCCUUUUUUGAUCUUUCAUUAAAACAUAAUCACAAAAAAUCUAACCUUUAAUUGAAGUAAAACAAUUGAAACAUUGGAAAUAUCUAAAUAUUAAAUACAUUUUUAUACAUAAUUAUUAUUUUUAUUCAAUCCUUUUUGCCACCUCCCUUUGCCAAGAUAGCAGUUCUGAGUCUUCUCUUAUAAUGCCUAGUGAGUUUGGAUAACACCUGGCAAGGGAUCUGAGACUGUUCCUCCAAACAUAAUCUCUCCAGAUCCUUCAAAUACAGAGGUCCAUGUUGGUGGACUCUCCUCUUCAAUUCAACCAAUAAAUGUUCUAUGGUGUUCAGGACAGGAGACUGGGAUGCCAUUGCAGAAUCUUGAUUUAGUGGUCAGUGAACCAUUUUUGUGUUGAUUUUGAUGUUUGUUUUGGAUCAAUGUCCUGCUGGAAGAUCCAACUAGAAUUCAUUGUAAGCUUUCUGGCAGAGGCAGGUUUUGAUUUUUUAUCUGUUGGUAUUUGAUAGAGUCUGUGAUGCCAUGUAUCUGAACAAGAUGUCCAGGACUUGUGGCAGAAAAACAGCCCCACAACAUUAAAGAUUUUUUCUUUUUCUUUCAUCUGACCAUAGAACCCGGUCGCAUUUGAAGUUUCAGUUGUGUCUGGCAAACUGAGGAUGCUUGAGUUUGUUGAUGGAUGAGAGCAGAGGCUUUUUUCUUAAAACCCUCCCAAACAAUGUGAUGUAGGUGAUGGCUGCUUUUAUUUUUUUUUAACUUUCUGACACCAAGACACAACUAAUUACUACAAUUUUCCAGCUGUGAUCCUUGGAGUUUCUUUGGCCACUUGAACCUUCCUCCUCACUGUGCGUGGAGACAAUAUAGACACACGUCCUCUUUCAGGCCGAUUCUUAAGAUCUCUUGUUGACUGGAACAUGUUAAUUAUUGCCCUGAUGAUGGAAAUGGGCAUUUUCAAUGCUUUUGCUAUUUACUUAUAGCCACUUCCCAUUUUGUGAAGUACAACAACCUUUUGCCACACAUCAGAACUAUAUUUCUUGGUCUAAACCACUGUGAUUGAUGAUUAAGGGAAAUGGCCUGUGUGUUACCACAUAUUUAUACUGAACAAUUUCAUGUUCCUAGUCACCCAGGUGCACAAAAAAAAAAGGAAAAUAUGAAUGGAAUACUUCAGAUAUAUUUUACUCAUAAGAGUUUCUAGGGGUGACAGAAACUGUGGCCAACGUGUUUUGGAGAAAAAUAUGUAUUUAAAUAUGAGAUAUUCCCACUCUUUCAAAUGUUUUACUUCAAUUAAAGGUUAGAUUAUUGUGAUAUAUUAUUUUUUUUUUGUGAAAGAUCAAAAGGAUAAACAAAUCAGAUUCUUUUUUCACAUUUGUCUUUGCUCAUAUUUACCAAGGGUGCCAAUAUUUUUGGCCACAACUGUACAUAAUAUUUAUUAUACAUGUUGCCUGCAUUGCAGGCAGAAAAUAAAUUAGCAAAUUACUGUACACUUGCUCUUGAGUUGCUUACAUAAUAAUACAUAUAUAUUUUGGUGUACUUUUGACGUUCCGUGAUGAAAAAUUUAUUCUCGCCUGAAUAACAUAAAUUGGUGUGGUUUUAAAGACUUUAUAAUGCAUAUAGUAAAUAUAACCAACACUUACCAGGUGCUUUUUAAUUUGCUGACAAAUUAGAAGUUGUUCUGUGUCCAUAACUUAUGAGAUAUUAUUAUUUACUCUACACAGAGGCUAUAUUUUAGAGUUCAUAAGCUCUGAACAGAUAUCUUUUGUCACAUUUUGCGGUCUGUGGUUAAAUUGGACAAUCACAGCUGUUGUGGUCUGCGUCGAUGCAAUGCACUGUUACAUUUUUAAAGAGGUGCACGCUAGCAAAGUAGGUUCGACACUGAAGUAUAAAUCGGCCUUUAGAAACAGAUCAAUAUUUAAGUCCUUUUAACUAUACAUUCUCCUCCCUGCCCAGUAGGUGGCAAUAUGCAUGAAGAGCAUGAAUCACCAAAAACAAAGAAGUGAAAUUUGGAGAUUCGUAGUAAAAGAGUUCUUAAACAUUGAUCUGUUUCUCACCCACACUUAUCAUUUAGAUUCUGAAGAUGUGGAUUAAAACACUAAGUCGUAUUGAUAACUUUUAUGCUGCCUUUUAUACGAUUUAAGAGCUUAAACAUUUUGGGACCAUUCACUUGCAUUGUGAGGACCUGCAGAGCUGAAAUAUUAUUCUAAAAUAUUUCUCCGUGUUCAGAAGAAAGGAAGUCAUACACAUCUGGUAAGGCAUGAUAGUGAGUAAAUGAUGAGGGAAUUAACAUUUUUGGGUGAACAAUUCCUUUAAGGUUUCUUUGGCUCUGCAUGUUUCUCUCUCUUUCAAUGUGCAUGGUUAUUUUAUAGAAUUGAAUACAAAGAUCAGAAGGAAACACAUCAUGUUAGAUGAGUAAAUAAAACAUUUCUUGCAAAAGGCAGUAAAAUAUUAAUUGCAAAGGAUUGCACUUCAUUCUCUGCUACUGCAAAUAGUAAUUUGGUCUGUGAAGUACAUAAAUAGUCUGAAAAUAUUUUUACCAUUCAGAACAAAAUUUUUUUUUACCAGCCUGAACCUUCACUAUGUUAUCAUAUAACAUUCCAGAAAUAUUUUUUAUUAAAUGAUUAUUUGCUAUUGCUGUUAAAUGUAAAUGGAUAUUCUUGCUACUUGCUAAUUUUCCUGCAAAAUUGGAAGUGCUGCUGAUAUACACUGACUAAUAAAGCACAUGUUCUAUGUAUGUGUGUUCAAUGAAUAUAUUACAAUUAUGAACACUUGAUGGUAAUUUAGUUUUUGUUAUAAAUGAAUAAAUUCAAAUGCAUAGGCCAUUGGAUUAGAUAACCGCUAAAUGUAACAUGGUUAAAGAAUAUUUUGGUAUAAUAAUUCCAUUAUGUAUGGCCACUUCAACUACACUUGUAUUUAGAACAAUAAUGAAAGGAUAAUAAAGACUAGAAAU
Xyrauchen texanus (razorback sucker) is the source of this 4543-nucleotide messenger RNA. Its product is annotated as coiled-coil domain-containing protein 32-like. Bases 137 to 673 code for a protein of 178 amino acids. The record is from RefSeq and is a predicted model, not a curated record. The transcript is spliced from 4 exons. Gene Ontology annotation, biological process: cilium organization. Lineage: Eukaryota; Metazoa; Chordata; Actinopteri; Cypriniformes; Catostomidae.